Ooceraea biroi (clonal raider ant) is the source of this 5152-nucleotide messenger RNA. It is a transcript of the gene FucTC, whose product is annotated as alpha-(1,3)-fucosyltransferase C. The record is from RefSeq and is a predicted model, not a curated record. Lineage: Eukaryota; Metazoa; Arthropoda; Insecta; Hymenoptera; Formicidae. Gene Ontology annotation, cellular component: membrane. Gene Ontology annotation, molecular function: fucosyltransferase activity.
ACUCCAAUUACGUGCAGAGUGGCGUUUUUUGCGCGCGCGCAAUUUUCCACGCUCAUCGAAUUCUGCGGAGCGUUUUACCGCUUUUUCCCGCUCGCCGACGCGAUCCCGCUCGAGGCCGGUCUGGAUUGGACUAGAUACGCUGCGGACUACAGUUAGACACGGACUAUAGUCCACGCGCUCCGUUUAGUCAGUCGAGUUGCAACUUUCGAGGCAGCGAGCCGUGGGUGCAGUUAUUUCUUGUGCUGUAUCAUGGCAACUGGAUCACGCGGCCGGCUGUUGCGUCUCCGAUGACGAUCUCGCGAAACGUCGAUUGUGCGAGUAGUGCGAUCGCUGGACGGGACGCUUAAUCACGCGAUGAUGCGCGAUCGAGUGCGAAAGCGUGGCUAGUACCGUGGCGAGACCUCGUGGUGGCGACGCAACGGCACGACCUCCGUCGCGACGUGAAAGAAUUGAUCGGGCACUCGUCCGGGCUGAUAUCGAAAAAGCUACAACAGGCGAGGUUGCACGGAAACCUGCACAGUCGAAAACUCGAGAGACGAGCACGCAAAGCGCGCCAAACGCGCGAAUUCGUCACAUAACGGCGGCGUAUCUAUGCGCGGAUUAAAAUAGCGGCGCGAUUACGCAAAGCGUCGGAGGUUGACGAAGCAGUGACGAGGCUUCGGCGUUUCGUCGAGGCGUUUUUUUGAUUAUCACCCCGCGAUUGACACGCGCGAAAAACCUUAUCGGUCACGUUAAUGUCUGAUUACUGGUUAAUUACUGAUUAAUUACCUGUGCUGAACCGCGCACAAUAUGACGCUGCAAUUUAUCAAUGUAAUCGCCGGUGCUUGCAGGCUCACGUACCGCGAAAGCCGUGACCCCAAAUCGCCGGCACGGAACCUACCGCAUUCGUGACGCAACGUCUGGGAAUAAGUGUCAGCGCGAUGGUUUACUCGUGUUAGCGAAACCGACGCUUAAUCGAUCACGAGCAGCCACGGUCGAUGGUGAUGAAUUCAACGUCAUCCUCGUGACAGAUGAACACAAGAACACAUGUGCGAUUUGCUCGACAUAUAUAUUUACGAGGGACCAGUUCGACGCAGGCGCGACUUCUCAAGCCGCUUCAUUUUAGAAACCUUGAUCCUCGCAUCCUUGUGACACACAAUUGUGAAAUCCUUUCUGAGGGUGCGUUAUCGUGCUGCUAAAAUGCGAAAUACACGACCAACGUGACACGAUGCAUAAUACGUGCGGAUCACACGCAUACACGUGUUUGAUCGCGUAAAUGAGCAUGAAUAUUCGCCAUGAAACUAUUAUUAAUUAAUCAUUAUGUAACGCAAGAUACCGUGUCAAGUUAACGGAACUUUCUCUCGAUCUUCGACGAGCUUUGCCAGGAACUAACCGUGCAUAAAUGCGAAUUAGACGUCCGGCGUCAAAAAUAUACGAAAUAUACGAACGUGUUAUAAGCAAUGUGUUAUAAGGAGGAAAUCCGCAGAACGCUUUUCUAGAGUUGUGCUCCGCUGAAGACUCGACAAUGAAGACUCGGCGAUAUAUUUCAAUCAAGAGAACUUACUCGGUUAAAUAUAAAAAACGAUACCUGCACGUUGGCAAAUAGAAAUACGGGAGCAUCAGAUGAUUGUCGAGUCGGUUGGCUCGUCUCGCACCUUAUUCACGGUACGAUGUACGCUACAAUUUAAAGUCAAAUUACUCUCUGAGAAAGGAUCAUUGAAUCGCCGCUACCAGCCGGGAGUAAUCGUUACGGAAUGCCGUGAUUGCACGUAAGAUCAAGUACCGAGAACGAGACGAGGUUGCCUUUCGUGUAACGUGCCUUGUCCCGACGUAACAUUGAAUAAUUCUCCAUUCCAAGUCUCCCCGAGAUGGUAGCGGGCAACUAAAUCAAAGUUAUUAAACGGAGAAGUUUUUCUCCCGCGACUUGCCUUCCCAUCUGCAUGAAGACCGCUGCAAAAACCCUCGCUGCGAGUGCGCUCGUGAUAUUUCUCCGGACGGCAUCGUCCGGAGAGAAGUCUCUUCCGUGAUCCAAGCCAGUUUUUCAGCGAUCCUUCUCGUUACGGCUACCCGGAGAUUACUCGCGCAAGACUCUCUCCUGCUCGUUUAGCCAUGAUAAUCGCGAACGCGUGUGCGCACACGCACAAAUAAAUUUGCAUCGAAUGGAAUAAACCGGUGGAAAAAGACGGAGAUUCGACAAAUUACGUUAAGGUAUCUCGGACCGUUGCGGCGGAACGCGACUCAGAAACCCGUGUUUCGACGGAUUUAUAGGUACGGUAAUACACCGUGUCGAGUGCUCGACGAUAAUGCGCAGCGCUGUAGCCGGCACGGCGACAUCAGCGAUUAACGUGAUCGCAAGAAAUGCGAACGGCAUUUCUUCUUCCGGAAGGUACUCGUAAGACCAUGAGCAAGAGAUCGUGCUGCUUCGUCGGCGUGACCGUGACGUCGAUCUUGACAGUCUGCCUCCUGGCGUUUUACGGCAACUUCGACAUCCAGGACACGUUCCUCAAGCUGCACAUGAACUACUUGGAGGACGUGGGUUUCAUGGGGGAUGGCAACGUACCCAGUACGGCCAGCCAAAGAUUCGUCCGGGCGAGAGAUUACCAGGAGGCGGGCAUAAAAACCGUUCUGCUGUGGAACACGCUGUUUGGCGACAGGAACUUCUACUUCGGCGAGGGCGACGUAUUCCGCGACUGUCCAAUUAACAAGUGCAAGGUCUUUAAUUACCGAGACUACUUGAAUGUGGAAGACUACGACGCGAUUCUCUUCCACGGUAACGAACUUAGCGGAUAUAAAAUGCCGGAGAGGAGGAGGACGAGGCAGCUUUACGUGUAUGUUAACUUGGAGAGUCCGGCCAACCGGGCGGUGCCUGACAAGUACGACGAGAACUACUUCAAUCUUACGAUGACGUACCGGCUCGACAGCGACGUGCCGUGGACCUAUGGCAUCAUCGAGGAUACGAAAACCGGCAAAUUCGUCGCGCCAUCAAGGGACGCUGAUUGGAGCGCCUUUUGGAACGGCACAAGUGCAGAGGAACCGGUAGACGAGCUGCCGUCUGCGAUAUUGGACGUCGUCAGGGGUAAGAGCAAGCUGGUAACUUGGUUUGUAAGCAAUUGCAAGGCCAAAAGUGGCCGGCUAGAGUACGUGAAGGAGCUGUCGAAGCACAUAGGCGUCGACAUCUACGGCAGGUGCGGCGCAUUUAGCUGCAGCAGGAGCCAGGACUGCUUCAGCGACGUGGUGGAGCCCAACUACUUUUUCUACCUGUCCUUCGAGAAUUCCUUCUGCGACGAUUACGUGACGGAGAAGCUGAUGAACCCGCUCGGGUAUAACGUCGUCCCGGUGGUUUACGGAGGCGCCAACUACACUCAGUUCGCACCGCCGAAUUCCUACGUGAAUGCCUUGGACUUCGAGAGCCCGAAGGAGCUUGCCGCGUACUUGAAAUAUCUCUCGCAAGAUCUGAGGCGGUAUCAAAGCUUCCUACAAUGGAAGAAAUACUAUCGGGUCAACCACGGAACGAAUCGGGCCGCUUGUACUCUUUGCGAGGUGCUGCAUAAGCGGAAAGAGCCGGCGGUGUAUUCGACCCUGUCAGCUUGGUACACGAAAGACAAAUGUCCGAUACAAACGCUCCUAAGUAACGCCAAUGAUAGAUACGCGACGAGAAUUACGUUAGGAAAUUACGCGUGAAAUCUUAUUUCGAAACUGGAGCGCGAAUCAAUAGCAUGUAUAUCGAACGAAACAUCGAAACGAACGUCGCGCGGAGUAUCUCAGGAUCGAUUAAGGUGAAAUGUCAAUUAUGCUAUAUAAUUAGAAGUAUAAUUAAAUCCUUCUGAUCCACUGCGUGCCUGGAAAUCGCACACGUAUGCACUACGUAUGUUAAAAGCGACCUCCGUUACCAAUUACUCGAUUCGCUAUAUCGAUUGUAGAAUUUACCUUAUCAAGGGCAAUUUAACUUUAACGUGAUCAUAUCGAUCAUAAGAUCAAAUUGAAUACGCGACUUCACGAAAACGUAACAUGUACGACUGGACUGGAUUAUUUUAAUUUCCCUUCAUGAGCGUCGUGUCGUCUAAUUAUUUGCGCAUUGCUAAGAUCACAACGAAGCGAGCGAUCAUGUUAACUUCGAUGUCUGAUGUAUGCAUCGAUGAUGGAUCAUUAGGUCGAGAGUCUGUAGUGGCUCGAUGUACAUAUUCGCUACUCGCUUGAUUAGUUGAGAUCAAAGCGGCCAAGCUCCAUCACAUCCUAACGCUAUGCCGAGAGUUUGAGAGAGGCGCAGGUGUGUGAUUUACUGAUCGCUUGAUGCCCGUGAAGGAAAAUAGCUUUAAAAGAUUGCGUGCACGUUAUUGAAUUUAAACAAUGUUUCGUGGUACACGGCGAGCACAAUGAUGCGCAUAUUUGCAUAAAAGACUGACAUUAACAUUGUAUUUUAUCGAUAAAUUACCGAGAAGAUGUUUGUUAGAAGGUAGAAAAAUAUUUUCGUGAUACUUUUGAUAAUGUUAUUUUUAAAUCUCUCCCCGAUGUGAACAACAAAUAUAAAUAACAAUUGUGGAAUGCAAUCUCUGUUUUAAUGCACAAAUAUAAGAUAAAAUUAACUUGCCAGCGUUAUUUAAUUUAAUUUAAUAAUCCAUCUUCAUGCAUUUCAUGUUGAAAAAAUACAAAUAUAUUUAUUACGUAUUACUGGAAUAACAGAUAUUAAAUAAUAAUAAGCCGUUGUGUUCAUAUACUUGCAUACAGAAAUGAAACCAAAUACGUACCUUGAUUAACGAUCGGUUAUUUACUUAGUAAUAAGACCUAGACCUAGAAUAAUUUCAAAUAUUUCAUUCCUUUUUAUUUUUGUAUUUUACACUUCAAUUCUCUACCUCAAAAGCUGAUGACCCAAGAGUUAAAAACUAAACCUUAUAUUAAUAUGGAGAAUAUUUUCUUUUAAUUAAUCAAAGUUAGGAAUUUUGCUCAUUAAUUUUAAUUGUAAGAUACAGAAAAUAAGUAUUAUGUAAAAAUAGUUUCCUUUAAGUUUCAUGCAGUUAUAACGCACAAAAGUUAUUUAUUUUGUAAACAAUAUCUAUAAUUAAAGGAAUUAAUUUAUAGGAUAUUAGAAUUACAAAUCAUAAAGAAUGAUUAUGAUGUUUGUAAUGCAAACAAUGCAAAAGUAUAUAUAAAUAAAAUGAGAAAAUCAUGCAUAUUA